Spodoptera littoralis (African cotton leafworm) is the source of this 786-nucleotide messenger RNA. The record is from the annotation of a GenBank genome assembly. NCBI's taxonomy places the organism in Eukaryota, Metazoa, Arthropoda, Insecta, Lepidoptera, Noctuidae.
AUGUCGAAGUCUGGGUCACGGUACGGGAGACGGUCGAACUGGUUCAAGAUCCACUGCUUACUUCAAGAGCAACAACAGCAGCAUAUGCACAUAAACUCAAAUAAAUCGCCACCUACUUUCAAUCCUUCACUGAACGCGUCGUACUUACCGACGAACCUUCUCCCAGCCGCGGCCUUAGCAGAAUAUUAUAAAAACUCGGAAAAGAGUCCGUUUACGGAAGACGUGACGCGGCAAAGCGUAUCACCUUCUGACUCGGGAGCGUCGUCAGCGGAUCCUGAGGACGACAACAGCUCUAGAAGUACUAGUGGACUUAGUAUCUUCCGACCAGCGUCGUCUCCGUGCAGUGACAAGGAUGUACGGUUACAAGCUUUAAAAAACCAUAACAAAGAUAGAAGACGGAAACCUACUUUGCCCCCAUCGCCAUUUGGAACAGUUUCUGCUCCACCAAGUUUCUCGCCUAGAAGUGCUCCAUACUUACCUGUUCAGUUACAAUCUUUGAGAGCAGCACCUCCAGGACUAGCAACUUGGCAGAACAGAAACGGUGGAGACUUACUCCUGCACUCACCAGCCGUAGCCGGAGUGGCGAUAGACCAAGAUCAACCAAUAGAUCUUUCUAUAAAAUCUACGGCAGUUAUUUUUAGAAGUCCUAAGAACGACGAAGUUAGUGAUUCCGAACCAGAAUUAUCAAUUGAUUUGAGUGAGGAAAACAGUAAAGAAGUUAUGAAAAAUCCUUUAGAUCUGUCUCUUGUCCCGAAAAGAUCAGAAGAGGUACCAAUGACUGGUUAA